CUCUACCGAAAAGUGAACAUAUAAAAAAGAAAAUCCUGACAGCAAAGAUCAGAGCAAUCAGCAAUGGAAUUCUCAAAUGAAAGGCAUCACCACCACCGUCAUCAUCAGAGGGAUGAUGAUGAAGAAAGACAGAAUUACCCACCACCCGAAACUGGCUUUGAUCAACCUCCACCUCCACCUCCCCCUUCAUAUUAUAGAGAAGAUCAACCUCCACCUUCCUAUUAUGGAGUAGAUCAACCUCCACCUUUAUACUAUGGAGAAGAUCAACCACCCCCAAAUUCUUACUAUGGAGGAGCAGAUAGACCUCCACCUACCCAAGUGAGCCACGUGUCCCACUCUUCCUUCCAUGGUCAUCCGCCUCCACCCUCCCAAGGCUUUCUUCACCAACCACCACCACCCCCAGUUCACUCUUUCAACUAUCAAUCUGAAGAACCUACUCCACCUGUUACUGUGCAUCAUGUUGCUCAUCAAGUUCACCAUGACCAACAGUCCCCUGCUCAAUUUGAAACCCAUCACACUUCUCACACUUCUCAUUUGCCCUCCUUCCAUCCCCAUGCCUCCUCCUCUUACUUCUCAAACAAACCCACUUUCAGAGUCUUCACAAAGGCUGACCCCAAUUUCCCUCUAGCCAUCACAGAGGGAAAGGUCAUUCUUGCCCGCUCCCAUGAAACCGAUGACUUCCAGCACUGGUACAAAGAUGAGAAGUACAGCACAAGGGUGAAGGAUGAGGAGCGCUUCCCGUCCUUUGCUCUGGUUAACAAAGCCACCGGGCAGGCUCUCAAGCAUUCCAUUGGAGCCACUCAUCCUGUGCAGCUGAUACCUUAUAAUCCAGAUAUUCUUGAUGAGUCUAUACUAUGGACUGAGAGUGCGGACCUAGGUGAUGGUUUCAGAACUGUUAGGAUGGUUAAUAACAUUCGCCUUAAUCUGGAUGCUUUUCAUGGUGAUAAGAAAUCUGGAGGUGUUCAUGAUGGCACUAUCAUAGUUCUGUGGAAUAAAAACAAAGGAGAUAACCAGCGAUGGAAGAUUGUACCUUAUUGAUACUUUUGCAGCAGUUGUGCCAUGCUUUAUCGUGAUAUUGUCUACUUAAAAAAGUAUUGAGUUUGGAGGGCUACUUCUAGUUCUCGCGGUGAGCGAUUUGAGUUUAUAUGUUUAUUAUGUGUUGAAAAUAUUAAAGUGUGAUUAUAGUGUCAACUGUCAACUACUACAACUCUGGCUCGUAUGUAUAAUGCGUCACCUAUCAAAAACAAAAGGUUGGUUGUUUAUUGACAUUAUAAUCUAGUAUUUCUGAAAUGCCUUAAUUUUGUGGUUGUCA
Molecule: messenger RNA, 1312 nt
Organism: Prunus dulcis (almond)
Lineage: Eukaryota; Viridiplantae; Streptophyta; Magnoliopsida; Rosales; Rosaceae
Product: ricin B-like lectin EULS3
Exons: 4
Coding region: 64-1038 (324 amino acids)
Source: RefSeq, a predicted model, not a curated record